Messenger RNA from Phaethon lepturus (White-tailed tropicbird), 399 nucleotides. Its product is annotated as protein unc-50 homolog A-like. The transcript is spliced from 2 exons. The record is from RefSeq and is a predicted model, not a curated record. Gene Ontology annotation, cellular component: Golgi membrane. The annotation marks the transcript as partial. Lineage: Eukaryota; Metazoa; Chordata; Aves; Phaethontiformes; Phaethontidae.
AUGCUGCCAACCACUUCGGUUAAUUCUCGGAGCAACGGUGCGCUGAGCCCCAGAGAUGCUGCGAGGCAUACGGCUGGGGCGAAACGCUACAAGUACCUGCGGCGGCUCUUCCACUUCCGACAGAUGGACUUCGAGUUUGCUCUUUGGCAGAUGCUUUACCUGUUUACUUCACCGCAGAGGGUUUAUAGGAACUUUCACUACAGAAAACAGACAAAGGACCAGUGGGCGAGAGAUGAUCCCGCUUUCUUGGUGCUUCUCAGCAUCUGGCUCUGUGUAUCUACUGUAGGAUUUGGAUUUGUGCUGGACAUGGGAUUUUUUGAAACAAUAAAGCUGCUACUUUGGGUUGUAUUCAUCGACUGCGUAGGCGUUGGCCUCCUGAUUGCAACUCUAAUGUGGUAA